Messenger RNA from Pipistrellus nathusii (Nathusius's pipistrelle), 873 nucleotides. The record is from the annotation of a GenBank genome assembly. Lineage: Eukaryota; Metazoa; Chordata; Mammalia; Chiroptera; Vespertilionidae.
AUGGACAUCGAAGCAUAUUUUGAAAGAAUUGGUUAUAAGAACUCUAGGAACAAAUUGGACCUGGAAACAUUAACUGACAUUUUUCAGCACCAGAUCCAGACCAUUCCCUUUGAGAACCUUAACAUCCAUUGUGGGGAACCCAUGGAAUUGGGCUUGGAGGCCGUUUUUGAUCAAAUUGUGAGGAAGAAACGUGGUGGGUGGUGUCUCCAGAUCAACCAACUUCUGCACUGGGCUCUCACCACAAUGGGUUUUGAGACCACAAUGCUGGAAAGCUAUGUUUACCACGUUGUAGCUGAAAGAUACGGCAGGGCUCCCAUGCACCUCCUGCUGAUGGUGACUGUGGGUGGCAGGAAAUACAUAGUUGAUACUGGGUAUGCGAGCUCUUUCCAGAUGAGGCAGCCUCUCGAGUUAAUAUCUGGGAAGGAUCAGCCUCAGUUGCCUUGCAUCUUCCGCUUGACAGAAGAGGGAGGAACCUGGCACCUGGACCAAAUCAGAAGAGAGCAGUACAUUCCAAACCAAGAAUUCCUUAAUUCUGAGCUCCUGGAAAAGAAAAAGUACAGAAAGAUCUACUCCUUUACCCUUGAACCUCGAACAAUGGAAUAUUUUGAGCAUCCGAAUUCAUACUUUCAGACAUCUCCAGCAUCUGUGUUUGUAAAAGACACUUACUGUAUCAUUCAUACCCAAGAUGGAGUUUACUGCUUAGUGGGUUUUACUCUCAUGCAUCGAAGAUUCAGUUACAAGGACAACAUGGAUCUGGUGGAGUUUAAGACACUGAAUAUGGAAGAAGUACAGGAAGAGCUGAAAAAGAUAUUUAAUAUUUCCUUGGAGAAAAAGUUUGUGCCCAAACAUAGUGAAACUUUUUUUACCAUUUAG